UGCUUUGCUUCCGCCAAUGGAAGCACCCGUGGAUGAGGAAAGCUGGCUUUGGGAAAGGUUAGGCCAGGUCCGGCCCCAGGUCCCCUGCUUGAUCUUCCCGGGUAGGCUGUGACUACAGCCUGAAAGCGCAGAGUCCAGCCAGCCUGAGCCGAGCCUGCUGGGAGCGGGGCGACAUGGAGGGCAGCCUGGGCCGGACCCUGUGCAUCCUGACCGGGGCCUCUCGGGGCUUCGGCCGCAGCCUGGCCUUGCUGCUGGCGCCGCGGUUGGCUGCCGGCUCGUCGCUGAUGCUGACCGCCCGCAACGGUGGGGCCCUUCGGACGCUGUCGGACGAGCUGGGGGCGGCGUGGCCGGAUCUGCGGGUGCUGUGCGUGUCGGCCGACCUGGGCAGUGAGGCCGGGCUGCAGAGGCUGCUGGAGGCGUUGCCCCGGCCACAGGACUUGCAGCGGCUCCUACUCAUCAACAACGCCGGUACCUUGGGAGAUGUGUCUAAAAACGUUGUGGACUUUGCUGACCCGGCAGAAGUCAAUGGGUACUGGGCUGUGAAUGUGACCUCCACUCUUUGCCUGACCUCAGGAGUCCUCCGGGCCUUCCCCAGUCCUGGCCUGAAAAGAACUGUGGUCAACAUCUCCUCCCUCUGUGCUAUUAAACCCUUCAAGAGCUGGAGCCUCUAUUGUGCUGGCAAGGCUGCCCGAAACAUGAUGUUCAGGGUCUUGGCAGAGGAAGAGCCCAGUGUGCGGGUGCUGAACUAUGCCCCAGGCCCUCUGGACACAGACAUGCACCGGGAAGCCCGAGAGAAAACCAAGGACUUGGAGGUGCGACAGGCAUCGAGCAAGUUAAAGGAGUGCCAGGCCCUGCUGGACUGCUCUGUCUCUGCCCAGAAGCUCCUGGACCUGCUGUUGAGGGACACCUUUGAGUCGGGGGCCCACAUUGAUUUCUUUGAUAAGUAGGGCUGGCUGCCCUCCACCAGCUAGGGAUCACCCCUCCCCUUCCCCUGCCAUCCUGUCCCUACCUCCGCUCUUCACAAGUGCCUAGUAAAGGAUUCACCUCUCAACCUUUCCACCCAGACAGGGGGAGAGAUCCUUGGACUGGGAAGCAGAGGACCUGCCCCAUGUCAACCUGUUUGUAAUGGGCAAAGCUGGGAUUUGAACCAAGUCCUCAGAUUCCCUGUCCAGGGCUCUCCACUCUGCCAUGAUGUGCCCCUCUUUCUCCAUUCCCUUUAAUUUCUUAUUUGGCUUCCACUGGAACUGACUCUUUUCUCCAUUCUGUAUUGUCCCUUUCUCUCCCUUCCCAAAGAGCCCUUUGGGGUCCUAGCUUACUGAGUGCAGGUUACUGAGGCUGGAAGUGUUAAGGAUGGAGUGAAGAGAAUGUGUCAGUGAGUCUGUUGGGGAAUUGGAGGGUAAAAAGGGUGACCACAUUUGCAGGGGAGGUGAUUCUCUGCCCCUUUCCAAGAAUCAGGGAGGCACAGUGGAUACUAUGCUAGGCUUGCAGUGAGCAAGCUCUGAGUUCAAAUCCAGCUACUGACAUUUAUAGUGAGACUCUGGACACUUCAUGUCGGCACCUCAGACAGCUCCCUAAGACCUAAAUCUGAAUUCCUAGACUGGCUACCAUGUGCCUUGGUCAGGGUUGUUCUUACAGUGACAGUGUUCCAUGCUAAAAUCACAUGUCAUUCCUGUAUGUAAGAGACAAGGAGAGAAGGUGAGAUGAAGAGAGAGAGAGAGAGAGAGAGAGAGAGAGAGAGAGAGAGAGA
Messenger RNA from Phascolarctos cinereus (koala), 1747 nucleotides. It is a transcript of the gene SPR, whose product is annotated as sepiapterin reductase. Gene Ontology annotation, molecular function: sepiapterin reductase (NADP+) activity. The record is from RefSeq and is a predicted model, not a curated record. Gene Ontology annotation, biological process: tetrahydrobiopterin biosynthetic process. Lineage: Eukaryota; Metazoa; Chordata; Mammalia; Diprotodontia; Phascolarctidae.